This is a messenger RNA of Anastrepha ludens (Mexican fruit fly), 1002 nucleotides long. RefSeq names its product nucleosome assembly protein 1-like 1. Gene Ontology annotation, cellular component: chromatin; nucleus. Gene Ontology annotation, biological process: nucleosome assembly. The coding region runs from base 124 to 1002 and encodes 292 amino acids. The transcript is spliced from 6 exons. The record is from RefSeq and is a predicted model, not a curated record. Gene Ontology annotation, molecular function: histone binding; chromatin binding. NCBI's taxonomy places the organism in Eukaryota, Metazoa, Arthropoda, Insecta, Diptera, Tephritidae.
AAUACCUUUGUCAUGCCGUUUAAAGUCAAGGUUUUCAAAAAAAUAAUUUUGGCUUUUUUCAAAAACAUUUCAAUAAUUGCCAAAACUUCAGUUCGGGGGCAACCAUAAUAAUAACAAAGGAAUAUGGAGUCGAUUAAGAUGCGCAAUGGGCCAAAAAAUCCGGUUGCUAAACAGAAUUCAGUUUCAAGCGCCAAGAAAACGGUGGUUAAAAAGCUGACCGAGGAUGAGAAUAAGGCAAUAAGUGAACUGAAAAAACUCUACUUGGAAACAAUCAAGCUCGACGUGGAGUUGCAAAAAGAAAUUUAUAAUAUGGAAAAGUCAUUUGAGGCCAAGCAUAAUGAAAUUUUCGAAAAGCGUUACAAGAUACUCGACGAUUUUCGAAGAAAGACACAUGGCGUAUCGUCCAGUGAAAGUAAUAUGUCAAAUUUUUGGUUGCGGGUACUUAAGGCCUCAUACACAGAAUUCAUAAGCAAAAAAGAUGAAGAAAUACUAAUGUAUCUCACCGAUAUACGCGCAAAACUGUGCAACGAGCCAAUAGUAAAGUUUGUUAUCGAAUUUCAUUUCGAACCGAAUGAGUUUUUUUCUAACCGAAUUCUGACUAAAACGUACUUUUUGAAUUGUUUGCCCGACGUUGACGAUCCGCUUUCAUAUGAUGGUGCUGAAAUUUACAAAUGCGAGGGCUGUAAAAUUGAUUGGAAGCAAAGCAAUAGCGAAAAGGAUAAAAAGGCUUAUUCCUCGUUUUUUGACUUCUUUAAUCCGCCAACACUGCCAGAUGAUACUGAAGAUCCAAAUUAUUGUGACAUAAAUGCAAUUUUACAAAAUGAUUUUGAGCUCGGUUUCUACCUGAAGGAACGCGUAAUACCAAAGGCUGUGAUGUUUUUCACCGGUGAGAUAGCCGAUUGUCAAAGUACCGACUCAGAACCCGAGGACACAGACGAUGAAAAUAGCGAUGAUGAUGACGAGGAUGACGAUUCCUCCACCAAUGAGUUGAACGAUGUUUGA